AUAGAAGCAGCAGCAAAAUCGGAAGCAGCUGCCCUGGAGCUUUCACUAGGCUCUAUCGAGUGUUUUUCCCAGCCAGUUAGUCUUUCACUGGAUAUGUUCCUAGCUGCUUGGGGUUUCCGCGAGUGAGUUUGUGUGCGAUUGUUUUGUAACGACCUCCGCGAGUUAUCAACCGGUCAAGGGACUAACGACUAACGGACUUCCGGUUUCAAAGGAUUACUUCUUAAGCUGUCCAGGUGAGCUGCUCUGAUUGGCAGUAGGGCGCCACGUGCCCCAGGAGGAAUAUACGCUAUGGAUUGAAUUUAAAUUGGCCGUCAACCUGUUGAUUGUCCUCGUCCUCUUCUUCGUCGUUCAUUUACCGCGGGGUGCAUUCUGGGUUUGCUGACCCAAACCAUUCAAAGUUGGUGCAAAACAGUACCAGUGUCUCCAUUCCAUAUUAGGCUUUAAACUGGUGCACUUUUCUCGGGAAAGGGGAAGAAGGUGAAAGUGAUUUAGGUGAAGUAAGAUAACACGACUGAGAUCACGCGAUUAUCAAGGGGGGUAUAGAUGCAAUUUAAAUUUAAUCUCAUCAUUUGCCUCAACAAUCACAACAACAUCAGAGGCAUAAACACGUUUGGCCCCCCGCCUGGAAAUACUUAGGCUUGUGCAAUUUUCAACGAAUCGUGCGUGAAUAGUUUCGGGAUGUUUUCGACAUGUGUCCGAUGAUGGGAGCUAUAAUUAUAAGUUUAGGCUGUUAUCCAGCAAAAUCUGCAAUAAGUUUAAAAAGUUAAAAAAAAAGGUGAUUUGAAAUUGAAGAAAAAACAAACCACGGGAUUAAGCCGAUUUCGUUGGGAUUAUGGUGUAGUAAUUCCUCUCAACAACAAAAUAUCAAGUGAUCGUUGAAUAACACAAUCGUUUCAAGUGGAAUUGCUCUUGAAAACAUGCAAAGGUGUGAGGUUCUUUGAAAAAAUCUUUAUUCCUCAAGCUUCGAAGCUAAUUAGAAUCGGCACUGAAUGGAUUGAAAGGAAGAAUAAGCUCACUUCUAAUCGCUCGGACCCGGAUUUAUUGAACAGCAACAACCAACCAAUCAACGCAAAGAAAAUGGAUCCUUGGCCGAGGGUAUUAACCUAACGAGGACGUGCGGCGCCCCCUAAAUUGACCACACCAGGCAUCAGUCGAUGAGUGUGUGGACAGCCAAAAGCCGCACUAAGAAGGAUAAUGGCUCUGUCCAACUUGUCAUCCAUCGUACUCGAAUCUAUCUACGGUGUGGUGGCCGACGGAAACCUAACGUUAUCGGAAAAUUACACAACCGACAGCAUUGCCGCUUCAUUCCAGUGGCCGGACGCGGUUUUAUUGCCCACCAUCGAAAGUUCCGCCAAUACCAGCACCCACCACAACAUCAGCCGCCCGGGUCCGAUACAAGUCAUUAGUAAUUUCACGUUGAUUGACAACAGCGGGUGGGAAAAUGGCACUUCUUCCUCGGUCUCCAGCAGCUAUCAUCAGCAGCCAUCGCCGCAGCUUCUGUUGUUGCCGACUUACCUCUCGACGCUGGCCACGGUGACGAGAAGCAUUUUGGAGUCUAAUCUGACCGAGAUCACACGCUAUUCCCUGGAAGACUGCCAGCUUCUUAACAUCACCUUCGACGAAAAUGGCACCGGAAUCAAUCAUCCCGAUGUAGUGUGCCUCCCACACGCACCCACACUCUACAAAUCGGCAGUGAUACGGGUCAUAGUGUUGUCCGCCAUGGCCCUGGUAUCACUUCUCGGGAAUAUUGCCACCAUGUGGAACAUUCGCAAGAAUCGCAAAUUUCGACGCCUGGCGCGACACAACUGGAGCGCCAUCUAUUCGCUCAUUUUUCACCUGUCGAUAGCAGAUCUUCUGGUCACCGUGUUCUGUAUGAUCGGUGAGGCCGCCUGGAGUUAUACCGUCGAAUGGGUGGCCGGGUCGGUGGCCUGCAAGUUGUUCAAGGUGGUGCAAAUGUUUAGUUUGUAUCUGUCGACCUACGUGCUGGUGCUAGUCGGUGUGGAUCGCUGGGUUGCAGUUAAGUAUCCGAUGAAAUCACUCAACACUGCCCGACGUUGUCAUCGAUUUCUGCUCGGGGCUUACAUGCUGUCGUUUGUGCUCAGCAUACCUCAGUGGAUCAUUUUCCGGGUAGCCAAAGGACCGUUCCUGGAAGAUUACUACCAGUGCGUGACCCACGGUUUCUACGACUUCCGGUGGCAGGAGCAACUCUACACUACCUUCACCCUCAUCUUCAUGUUCAUCAUACCGUUGCUGAUUCUAAUUGGCUCGUACCUGUCGACGUUCCGAACGAUCUCGAGCAGUGAAAAAGUAUUCCGGAUAGAUCCGACGAUAUCGGAUAGGUCGUUCUAUCGCCGCUCGGACACAAACCGGCAACGGUUGAUUCACAAAGCCAAGAUGAAAUCACUGCGGAUAUCGGUCGUCAUCGUGGUGGUGUUCAUCGUUUGCUGGACCCCGUACUACAUCAUGAUGCUGAUCUUCAUGUUUCUCAAUCCCUCCGAACGGUAUCCAGAUGACCCAACGUUUCUUUCUCCAAAAGGAAAUCCUUCAACCUUGGACAUCUUCCUCACUAACAUGACAAUCUCCAAACCGAGUGCACUCAACGAACUUGGAUCAGAUCACUUCCCCGUUGUCAGUGAAGUGAAUGCCAUCACCGAAGCUGCUACUCCUUGGAUACGGAAGGACUACUGCAAUGUCAACUGGAUUGCUUUUCGCCGCCUAGUGGACUCCAGAAUUGAGGACCAACCGGUUCUAGACUCCUCCGAAAACAUAGAUCGUGCUGUGGAUGGCCUAACCCAAGCAAUAACAUUAGCAGACGAGACUCUCAUUCGAAGGGUGCCAGUGAAAUCUGAUCCGAUCGUGAGCGUGCGCGCAUUGGAAGAGGUUCUUAACCUCAUCGUCGUCUUCGUCUUCGUCGUCAUCAUCGUCAUUCGUGCCCAAAAGAUGGUCUGA
Messenger RNA from Uranotaenia lowii, 2949 nucleotides. Its product is annotated as cardioacceleratory peptide receptor. Gene Ontology annotation, biological process: neuropeptide signaling pathway. Lineage: Eukaryota; Metazoa; Arthropoda; Insecta; Diptera; Culicidae. Bases 1195 to 2949 code for a protein of 584 amino acids. The record is from RefSeq and is a predicted model, not a curated record. Gene Ontology annotation, cellular component: membrane. The transcript has 6 exons. Gene Ontology annotation, molecular function: corazonin receptor activity.